Fomitiporia mediterranea MF3/22 is the source of this 2979-nucleotide messenger RNA. Its product is annotated as TPR-like protein. The transcript has a single exon. The record is from RefSeq and is a predicted model, not a curated record. NCBI's taxonomy places the organism in Eukaryota, Fungi, Basidiomycota, Agaricomycetes, Hymenochaetales, Hymenochaetaceae. The annotation marks the transcript as partial. Gene Ontology annotation, molecular function: protein binding. Gene Ontology annotation, biological process: cell division.
CAUCCGGAUCGCUUCAAGAUAUCAAGCAGCCUUGGACUUUCUCUCUUUCUGCGAUUCGAGCGACACAGGAGGAUAGAAGAUUUGGAGGAGGCAGUCGAGCUUCAUCGUGCUGGUCUGGAAUUAUGCCCAGAUGACCAAUUUCAUCUUUCUAUGUGUUUGGAAGUUUUAGCGAAUGCUCUGGUAGCUCGCUUUCAAUGGCGUGGACAGACCACAGAUCUCGAUGAAGCCAUCGAGCUUUAUCGUGCUUCUCUGAAGCUUCGCUCCGGCGGGCAUCCCUUUAAUUCCAAGACUCUAAACAACCUCGCAGUUUCCCUUCAAAUCCGAUUUGAGCAGCACGGACGUGCCACAGACAUUGACGAGGCUAUCGGGCAUCAUCGGACAGUCCUCUUAUUUUGUCCUGACAGCCAUCCCGAACGACCUGCGUCUCUGAAUAAUCUUGCAAAUGCCCUUCGUACUCGAUUCGAAUAUAAUGGGCGGAUCGCAGACCUUGAUGAAUCCAUCGAGUAUCGUUAUGCUGUCCUGAGACUGUGCCCCGAUGACCAUCCUGAUCGCCCCAUGUAUCUAACCAACUUUGCAAUUUCACUCCGAACUCGAUUUAUCCAGCAUGGACGGACCGCGGACCUCGAUGAUGCCAUCGAUCAUGUUCGUACCGCCUUACGACUUUACCCUGAUAGCCACCCAAACCGUUCCACUCCUCUAAGUUGCCUUGCAUCGUUCCUUCGAACCCGCUUUGAACAGUAUGGACAGAGCAAGGAUCUUGAUGAAGUCAUUGAGCAUCACCGUACUGCCCUAAAACUUUGCCCUGUCGGCCAUCACGAUCAUUCUUUGUCACUGAAUAAUCUUGCAGCUGCCCUUCAAAUUCGUUUUCAACAGCGUGAACUGACCGCGGACCUCGAUGAGGCCAUCGAUCAUGUCCGUCUUGCCUUGCUUCUUUGUCCCGAUGACCAUCCGGAACGUGGCAUAUUUCUGACUAAUCUCGCAGACGCCCUGCUAGCUCGAUUUAAACAGCAUGGACGGAACACAGACCUUAAUGAGGCCAUUUCGCAUCGCCGCACUGCCCUACAACUCUGCCCCGUCAACCAUUCUUUAUCUCUAUAUAACCUUGCAACUGCCCUCAUGACUCAAUUUGAACAGCACGGACGACCUGGAGGCUUUGACGAGUCUUCUGAGCUUCAUUGCGCUGUCCCGCAACUUCGGCCCGAUAGUCAUCUUGACCACUCUACGUCUCCGAGUAACUUGGGUUCAUCAUCGCUCUCUUGCGUCGAUAGGUUUGGGCUCACAGACAGUUUUGAAGAGUGUAUGCAAUUAUUCGAACGUGCUGCCGAACAUGAGUUUUCUAGCUUGGUGAUACGCCUUAGGAUCGCCAGGCAAUGGGCUAACUUUGCUCGGAGUCAUGCUCACCAUACUACUCCUAGAGCUUACAAGGCAGCAAUGAGCCUCUUGCAACAGAUCCUCAUUAUUAGUCCCACACUUCUCGCACAGCACGACGUCCUCACGGGGAAAAACAAAUGUGGAACACUUGCACUAGACGCGGUAGCUUUUGCUAUAGAGAUAAACAGGCUUGAAGAGGCUGUAGAGACACUUGAGCAAGGAAGGUGUUUACUCUGGUCGCAGAUGCGUGGCUUUAGGACACCUCUAGAUCGCCUAUCAGAAAUAAACGGAAAGCUUGCUGACAGGUUUAGGAAUGUUAGUCAGCAGCUGGAGAGUCUUACAACAUCAUCUAACGGAUUGCAGUCUGGUCCAAGCACGGCUGGAAGCAGGUCAUUUAUACUGGAUGUGCAUAGAGAACGGGAACUGUUCGAGGAGAAGCUUAAGCUGAAGAAGCAACUCUCAAGUGAGCAGAAGGAUGCUAUUUCCGAGAUACGCCGAGUCCCUGGCUUUGAAAACUUUCUGACAGCUACACCGUUCAAAAUACUCCAGCAGGCAGCUUCAGAGGGUCCGGUGAUUGUAGUCAACCAUAGCAGAUAUCGGUCCGAUGCACUCAUUGUCCUCCCACGCAAAGAUGUAGCAGUUGUCUGUGUCCCAUUAGAUGGAGAAUUUGGCAACGACAGCAUUAAGCUGUGUAUUGAACUCUUGGAAACACGGGCACAUUCCAAAGCUUCUUCAUUAGAAUAUGACAAGAUACUCCGCCGAGUAAAGAAGAUGUUAUGGGAUAGAGUUGUCUCCAAAGUCGUCAAGAAGCUUGAGGAGCUGGGGAUUCCCAGAGGAUCACGCAUAUGGUGGUGCCCUACGUUUGGACUUUCUGCUUUUCCUUUCUACGCAGCAGGACCCUUUGAGGAUGCAAACGGCACUGUGAAGUAUUUAUUGGAUGACUAUGUGUCAUCGUAUACUCCGACACUCGGAGCUCUCAUCAAUGCGCGGUCAAGGGAGAAUAUUAAUAUUGGUAAACCUACAAUGCUUAUUGUUGGCGACACAGUAACGCUUGGGUCUACUGAAGCUGAAGUUCGUGCUGUUCAAAAGAACACCUCAAAUUAUGUCUCAUCUCACAGAGUCCUUCUAAAUGAGAAAGCAAAUCGCGAGAAAGUGCUGAAGCAUCUGCAGAAAGCAACAUGGAUCCACUUUGCUUGCCACGGGCAUCUGGGGCGUGGAUCACUUGACUCUUCUUUCCGGCUCUCUGACGGCGGAUUGACAUUACUCGAUAUCAUCCGAGCUAACCUCCCGAACGCGGAGUUUGCAUUCCUCUCUGCUUGCCACACUGCUGAACAGGAUAUAUGUAGCUUGUAUGAUGAAAUCCUUCAUUUAGCUGCUGCUAUACAAUUCAGUAGGUUUCGAAGCAUGAUUGGGACAAUGUGGGAGCUAUUCGAUCCGGAUGGCCCUCUGCUUGCAAAAGAGGUUUAUUCAUACAUGGGAGGGUAUGAAGACGGUGAAGUGAUACAUAAGCGGUCCGCAGCCGCGCUUCGUAGAGCUGUUUUGAAAUUGAGGGAGGAGGGUGGUGUCAUGACGGAGCAAUGGGUUAACUUGGUACACAUUGGUGCUUGA